GCUCUUGUGUCCUCAAACGCGUGUGGUGGUCCUAACACUGUCGACACCAGCAUAUUCUCUCGCGCCCCAACCGUCAACCCACAAGCUCUGCAUUCUGCUCUGGACCAAUGCCUUGAGAAGUUAGAAACGGUUUUUGACAUCUCUAUUAGUCUUCUUGCUCAUCCAGAUGGCGACGUAAGUCAAGGUGUCUUGCCCUUUAUCGGAGACUACUUGGGUCUGCUCAAGGCUGGCACCGCUUCUGACCAGUCCGGUAAACUCUGCAAGUCGCCCACAACUAACCAGCAGGUUGCUGGUGGAGCCAAAAUCCUUCUUGAACUGAACGAAUCUCGCCAAUUCAAGCUUGAUCGUCUUCUACGCGUUUUGCUCGACAAGCUUAAGUAUCCCACAGAUGCUAGCGCCGAAGAAAUGGAGGAUUUCGAGGAGGAUCGACAAGAGUUUCUUGGCAUUGUACGAAUCAUAGCACGUAUCCAAGGUUCGCUUGUAUUGAAGACGAUUCAAACUACCUUACAAAACGUCCUCACCAAUUUGCCUGCGGUUGGCCAAAAGGAUCGCGGAGAUGACAAUCUGGCACACCUUGAUGCCUGCCUAUAUCUCUUCUUCUCAUUGGGCGAGUUCCUUAAGGCCCCGCGCAAUGAUCAUUUCUCACAGGCCUACGCUCACGGUGAGAAGAUGGCUGAGAUUAUGACAAGCAUCUGUGAAAGCAAUAUUUCCUCCAUCGACUACUUUCCCAUUCAAUUAAAUUUCUUCGAAAUUAUCGGUCGUUACGACAAGUUCUUCAUUACUCACCCGAAGCUCCUAUUGAAUGUCAUGGUGGCAUUCUUGGAUGAGAGAGGACUAAGAAAUCCACGUGCAAAUGUUCGUUGCCGAUGUGCCUACCUGUUUAGUCGACUGGUUAAAUCUCACAGAGGCACUCUGGCGCCCCAUGCCCAACAGAUCCUCCAGCAGCUAGAAGGCCUCUUGCCUCUGGAUCCAACACCCGAACUUCCAUCACAAAAGACCGCAGGCUUAGAAAAUGGCACCACCAAGUCACUAUCUAACGGUACUCACCAUCAAAAGUUCCUCUCCAUCACAGAACAGAGUUUCCUAUACGAGUCUUCAGCACAUCUCAUUCUCGCCAGCGCGCUUCGUAGUGCAAACUCUAAUGGUAAUGGCGGAACUGCAACAGACUCCCAGACCUCGCACCUCUUCGCCAUGUUGCUGCGACCAAUCAUGAUCCAAUUUCCCGAAUUGGUUCGUCUGCUGGCUGCUGAAAAGGACCCUCUUGUUGCAGAACCGCGUGGCGUGGUGGUCAAGCAAGCUGCUGACCUCAUCACCCGCACAACGCGAGUGAUGUCAUCUCAGUCACCCCUGAACCCGGAGUUCAUUCCUAUCUUCAUGGAUAUCCUCAAUGUGAUGGUGAACAGUAUGGCCUAUCUGCCCACAGCCCCCGGCAGUCCUGGUCGGGGGGCCGCCUGCACUGGCAUUCGGGCCUACCUGCACCGUUUGAUUGUCUGUAUUGAGCCCGAAUGUACCGUGCCGUGCCAACCAGCUAAAGACGGCGACUCCAACGGUGGUCUGUCCAACGCUUCUGAGUGGUUAAUGCUAGCCAUCUCUUCCAUCAUGCCCCAGCUCAUUGGUGUCAAUCAGGAUGGCACCGCUUUGGUGGAAGCUGCGGAGACGGAUAUUGACCAGCGCUGGCGUGAAUUACGCGACAAUAUGCCACUCUUCACCCAGAUUGCUUCGCGAUACAAAGUAGUCUGUGCCCAAGAGGCAUCCUUCUAUGAGGGUUUUAUUCUCUCCCACCUUCUCCCUCUCUGCUUCCUUCUACCCGCCCGGCCGGAUUUCCGUCUCACCGACGCGCAGUUCGUUCUGGCGCUGAACGAGUCAGUCGGCUGCAUCCAUGUCAUCAAUUCUGUUAAGGGCCAAGUCUUUCAGGAUUUUCUACAAGGCACCUUCCUACCUCAGCAAAACCUCUCCGCUCAGUACAUCGAGUCCUAUGUGAACAACCUACGCUCCAACAGCUUGACAGAGUUUCAGGUCUUCGCCAAGGUUUGUGGCCUUGCACCGUUAUUUGGUCUCUUGGUUAUGCCGGGUGUGGUUGCGCAAAGAAGACUUUUAGCGUCUAUUUUUUGA
Messenger RNA from Dibothriocephalus latus, 2112 nucleotides. The record is from the annotation of a GenBank genome assembly. NCBI's taxonomy places the organism in Eukaryota, Metazoa, Platyhelminthes, Cestoda, Diphyllobothriidea, Diphyllobothriidae.